AUGGGCGCCGCCUUUCUCGAUGCCGGGGCCGGCAGCGGCUCGACCUGGCCAGCGAGGCCGAGAGCGGUGGGAGCGGUGGGAGCGGUGAGCUCGGACGACUUGUCGGACUCGCAGUCGUCGACACGGCUGCUGACUCCAGACGGCAGCGACGAAAAGGACGAGGCCGAUGUCGAUGAAGAGGAAGAAGAAGAUGGCCGGGUACAUGUCGAGCUGCAGCGUCUGCACCAGACUCGGCGACGGCGCCCGUCAUCGGGUCGCCACGGCCGGCUAGCCUAUACGGCCGAGGAGGAACGAGCAGUUGUACGCAAGUUUGACCGUCGACUAGUCUUGUUUGUGGCCUUGCUCUACAUGCUGAGCUUUCUGGACCGAUCGAACAUUGGUAACGCUCGCAUCGCCGGCAUGGACGACGACCUCCAGACGACACCCCCUCGCGACAGCUGGUACGCCUGGUGUCUGACGGCCUUUUACGCGGCCUACAUCGCGUUUGAGUGGAUGGCCCUGCUGUGGCACGUCCUGCCGGCUCACGUCUAUGUGGCCGCGCUCGUGCUUGGCUGGGGUCUCGCGGCCUCGCUCCAGGCCGUCGCCACGUCCUAUCCCGGCCUUAUUGUCUUGCGCCUUUUCCUUGGCAUCGGCGAGGCUGGUUUUGCCGGCAUUCCCCUCUACCUCGCACGCUUCUUCCGCCGCGACGAGCUGGCCCUGCGGAUGGCCGUCUUCAUCGCCGCCGCCCCGCUGGCUACCACCUUUGCUGCCGCCCUGGCCUGGGCCAUUCUGGCGCUGGCUCGCCGCGUCGCCAGUCCGAUUGCCCCGUGGCGACUGCUCUUCCUGAUCGAGGGCUUUCCGUCCGUCCUGGCUGCUGUUGCCGCCUGGCGCAUCCUCCCCGACGCUCCGGACCGCGCUCGCUACCUGACCCGACACGAACGACGGCUGGCACGGGCACGACUGGACGAUGGCAACAGCGAGGACGACACCGGGAACAGAUCGGACAAAGAGCAGCCUCCUACGACAACAUGGCUCUCCUCGCUCGCCGUUCUCGCCGACCCCGUCGCCUGGAUCACGGCUGCCAUGUUCUUCCUCGCCAACAUGGCCUACAGCUCGCUGCCGGUCUUCCUGCCGACCAUCCUGGCGGCCAUGGGUCACGACCCCGUCACGGCGCAGGCCAUGUCGGCGCCGCCCUACCUGGCCGCCUUUGUCGUCGUGCUCGCCACCGCUCACACGUCCGACCGGAUCCGUUCCCGCAGCCCGCUGCUCAUCGCCCACGCCCUCGCCUCGGCUGCUGGCUAUGCCGCUCUCUCGCUGCGUGGCACCCCCAACGCCUUGCGCUACGCUGCCGUCUAUCCGGCCGCCGUCGGCUUCUUUAACGUCGUCGUCCUGCUCAUCACCUGGAACCUCAACAACCAGCCCGGCCAGCGGCGCCAGGGCUGCGCCUUUGCCCUCUUCCAGGUCGUCGGCCAGUGCGGUCCCCUCGUCGGCACCCGCCUCUACCCCGACGCCGACCGGCCGCUCUUCCUGCGUGGCAUGCGCACUAUGGCCGGCGCCAUGCUCGCUGUUGCUGCGCUGGCUGUCGUCCUCCGUCUGGUCCUGCGCCGGCGCAACCGCAUGCUAGACGUCGUCGCGGCCACGGCAGACGACAUGGCCGAGAUGCAGCUGCGCAACGACAACGAUGACGAUGAUGACGAGACCGAGAGAGGAGCUUACGACACGGAGGAGGAAGAGGAAGAUCUCGUUGGCGAGACACUUCAACAACGGCGACAUCAGAAGCACACUAGGAUCUGCAAGUCGCGCGUCCAGGUUCCGUUUCGAUAUAUGCUUUGA
Molecule: messenger RNA, 1812 nt
Organism: Grosmannia clavigera kw1407
Lineage: Eukaryota; Fungi; Ascomycota; Sordariomycetes; Ophiostomatales; Ophiostomataceae
Product: major facilitator superfamily transporter
Exons: 2
Coding region: 1-1812 (603 amino acids)
Biological process (GO): transmembrane transport
Cellular component (GO): membrane
Molecular function (GO): transmembrane transporter activity
Source: RefSeq, a predicted model, not a curated record